CAUUUGCGAAAUGACUUACAGCUCAAAGCUCGUAAAGAGGAAGAGGCCCAAGAUCUAUUAAAGAGAUAUAAAGAGCAUCUGAUCAAAGCCAAACUGGAGAGAAAUUAUUAUAACAAAAAUACCAAACUCAAUAUUGCAGCGUUGAUGCUACCGCUCAUUACAGUUACGACUGAGCUCAAAAUGUCCAUGUUCCUCAUUCCGAUCAGCAAAUUGGCAGUGUAUUAUCUUAGUGCUCGGAAGGUGCAUUUGUUUGGUAUCCAAGAUGAAGCAGUGCGUGAGCAAAUUAAUUAUUUUCUUGACGAGAACGAACUGCUUGGGAAAGGUCCGAACGGUACGCUUAGCUUAGUUUUCGAUGGAAUUAAGCAAUUAAAUAAAGGCGAAAAACAUUUAAAAAUCACUUGGGACAAUGCGGGCGGACAAAACAAAAACAAUACCACUCUUUGA
Molecule: messenger RNA, 444 nt
Organism: Ambispora leptoticha
Lineage: Eukaryota; Fungi; Glomeromycota; Glomeromycetes; Archaeosporales; Ambisporaceae
Source: the annotation of a GenBank genome assembly